This is a messenger RNA of Melanotaenia boesemani (Boeseman's rainbowfish), 3727 nucleotides long. It is a transcript of the gene kif17, whose product is annotated as kinesin family member 17. Bases 947 to 3370 code for a protein of 807 amino acids. The transcript is spliced from 14 exons. Gene Ontology annotation, molecular function: microtubule binding; ATP binding; microtubule motor activity. NCBI's taxonomy places the organism in Eukaryota, Metazoa, Chordata, Actinopteri, Atheriniformes, Melanotaeniidae. Gene Ontology annotation, biological process: microtubule-based movement. The record is from RefSeq and is a predicted model, not a curated record.
UACUUUUGUAGAAUGAACAACACAACUAAAAAUUUGGGUAAUGGACAUUUUUACAUUCAUGCUGAUCUCCAGCCGGGUCAGAUUAUUCCACAGCCAGGAGUUCUUGUUACUAGCAUGAACAGCCCACCCAAGCUGGUCCCAAGUGUUUAAUUGAGGUGAGGUCUGGAGAUAUUGUGUAAUGAUCCUUGCUCUGUGGGGGAGGUCCUGGAGGUCCUAGAUUCUGGAGAUACAGGAUUAACACUGGCUCCAGAAUUACAUUCCCACAUCUCUAUCAGUUAGGUGCCAGUCAUGUAUGAGCAAGGAUUUUGUUAUGACAAUUGUCAGGUCAGGGAAGAAGAUUCAGCUUAUAUUUUAUUGUACUGUUGACACGCUCAGCCUUGUAAUUAAGGAAACAAAGCGUCGUUUGAAACUGUAACCAGAAGAAAUGCGGUGUUUUCUUUAAAACGUUUGUUAAAUAAAUCGCCAUGCCUAUAUGUAAAAUGAUAUAACGGGGUUAUAACGGAGUGUAAACUCGGGGUUUACCCUUCUGUGACAUCGGUUAUUUUCUCAACAAAAUGGCCGCCUUUCUGCGAUUUCCUCUACACCCCCUCUACGGUCAAUUAUGGUUGCUAAGCAACUUCACAACGCCGUGGGACAGGACGACCAGAAUGUCUGAGGAACCGAAAUUAAAUGAUACGUAAUGAGGUGAGUUGGCAAAGCAUCAGAAAUAUUUCUCUCUAUUUAUUUAUUUUUGUGGGUUUUUAUCCUUGGCAGACCGCAAUAUUUUACAUGUGGUAGCAGUGAGAUGGUAGCUUGUCAUAUAGAUUUUUUUGUGUAUGUGUGUGUGCGUGUGUUAGCUAGGAAGGCUCCUGCUAACACUGUUAAUCUGUAAAUAUGUAAUGCAAAACGGAACAUUUUGACUUCAGGGUUUAUUUAUUACCAGUUCACGUGAAGUGAAUGUUAAGGCAUGGGGUCCGAGUCUAUUAAGGUGGUGGUCAGGUGCAGGCCCCUGAAUGACAGGGAGAAGGCUCUCAACUCUAAGAUGGUACUUUCCAUGGACCUGAACCGCUGCCAGUGCUUCAUUGAAAAACCGGGGGUAGCGGAUGAGCCACCCAAACAGUUCACCUUUGAUGGGACGUACUACAUUAACCAAACAACUGAGCAGAUGUACUAUGAGAUUGCUUAUCCUUUAGUUGAGGGUGUCACUGAGGGAUACAAUGGCACUAUUUUUGCCUAUGGCCAAACUGGAAGUGGCAAGUCUUUCACCAUGCAAGGGGUGUCUCAGCCUGCACCCCAAAAAGGCAUCAUACCUCGUGCUUUUGAACACAUCUUUGAGAGCAUUCAGUGUGCGGAAAAUACAAAAUUCCUUGUGAGGGCGUCCUACCUGGAGAUUUACAAUGAAGAAAUCAGAGAUCUUUUGGGAAGUGACACCAAACAGAGAUUGGAGCUAAAAGAGCACCCAGAACGUGGGGUGUAUGUACGGGACCUAUCCAUGCACACUGUGCACAGUGUGGGGGAGUGUGAGAGAAUCAUAGAGCAAGGCUGGAAAAACCGAGCAGUGGGCUACACACUGAUGAACAAAGAUUCUUCCCGCUCUCACUCUAUCUUCACAAUCUACUUGGAGAUCUGCAACACUGAUACAGAUGGCCAUGAUCAUUUACGAGCAGGAAAGCUCAACCUUGUGGACCUUGCAGGAAGUGAGCGUCAGUCUAAAACCGGUACUACAGGUGAUCGUCUCCGUGAGGCCACAAAGAUCAACCUCUCCCUCUCUGCCCUGGGCAACGUCAUCUCCGCUCUGGUUGAUGGACGCUCCAAGUACAUACCAUACAGGGACUCGAAGCUGACUCGGCUUUUGCAGGACUCUCUGGGAGGAAACACGCGCACCUUGAUGAUCGCUUGUCUCUCUCCCGCGGAUAACAACUAUGAGGAAAGUCUGAGCACACUGCGGUAUGCAAACCGGGCCAAGAGCAUCCAGAAUAGACCUCGAAUCAAUGAGGAUCCCAAGGAUGCUCUUCUCCGAGAGUAUCGGGAAGAGAUCAAGAAGUUACGGACCUUGAUCACAGGCCAGCUUGGCACAGCUGAUCUGUCAUAUGUGCUGGCCGGUCAGUCUCCAGUUGUUCCUUCAAGGUCACAAUCCAGCACUACUGAAGAAAAGAAGGAAAAAAUAAAAGAGGAGUAUGAAGAGAAACUGGCCAAGCUGCAGGCUGAGUACAAUGCAGAACAGGAGUCCAAGGCAAAGCUGCAGGAAGACAUUGCUGCACUCCGGCGCUCAUAUGAAUCACAGCUGUCUAUUCUGGAGAAGGCACAAACCAGCAGGGGGAGCUCUGACCCUAAGAAUGUGAACUCCAGCUGUAUGAUUCAAGUUGCUGAAGAAGAAUGCUCCCUCAACAACGAUCCCAUAGGCCACAGUACAGCUGCAGCUACUUCCCAGGCAAAGCCUUUUGUGCCAUGUCCUGCAGUCAGUGUCCAAAAAGAUUCAGGUGGAGGCGAAAUUAUACAGUCAGCUGAUGUCAGCAUUUCCAGACCCCUGGACCAGAAACAUGUUCUGGAAAGACUGCACCAGCUGGAGCAGGAGGUGUUAGGAGGGGAGCAGGCCGCAAACAAAGAGUUACAGCAGAGACACAGACAGAGGAAGAACCUCGCUGACCAGAGAAGAGAUGAUCUCAUCCAUGCUUUGUCAGACAACAGUGAGGAGAGUGAAGAUGUGCUGUUGAAUGUCUAUAAUUCAAUCCAGGAAGAAGUUCAUGCCAAAAACCAGAUGCUGGUCAAAGUCCAGAGGAAGCUGAAAGCAGCCAAACUAGAGAUCCGUGACCUGCAGGCGGAAUUUGAGGUGGAAAGGAAUGAUUAUUUGGGAACCAUUCGCCGGCUUGAGAAGGAAGGCCAGUUGCUGAACAGCCUGCUGGAGCGUAUGGUACUCCUGGUGCGCCGUGACUGCAACUAUAGCAACCUGGACCGUUUGAAGAAGGAGGCAAUUUGGGAUGAGGACAACUCCACCUGGAGGCUCCCAGAUGUGAUGGUGCAGAAAACAAUGCUCCCCUCAGCAGUGGCUCCAAAACCUUCAGCUCGCAGAGGCUCAGGUCCUGAUGCUGGAGAGCCAUUUAUGGUGGAAGAGGACAGGUACAAGGAAAUGCUGGACCGCAGUGACAGUGAGAACAUUGCCAGCAAUUACUUCAAGUCAAAAAGAGCCAGCCUGUUGCUGGGAGGGGACACUACAAAGGGACAUGACAUUCACUCUCCACCCCUGGUUAGUGGUUCCAACAUGAAUACCCCAGCCAGCUCAGACCCCAUCCUGCCUCGUCCCUUUCGUCUGGAGUCACUGGACAUUUCCAUAUCCAACGGAAAGGUUAAACGCAAGAAAAGCAAGUCUCACAUCCAUAGUGAUGGGAUUUGAAAUGACUCCAAACUUAUGCCAUUUGUUUUUGACUUGCAGGAUUCUGUCAACUGUAAUUAAUCAGAGUGCAUAUAGUAAAACUAUCAAAUCUAAACUAUUUUUCUAGCCACUGUUCGCUAGAAAUGUAUGGAUAAUUUUUUAUGAGCAUGAUGUUUAUAUUGAAAUUCUACCUACACCAUACUGUCCUUGAAUUUUUGCACAAUUCUCUUAGAUUUUAACAGCUUCUGUUACAUUUUAAUUCCAUGUUUUACAGCUCUUUACAGUUGUUGCUGAGUCAAACACCUAAAUGUAAUUUACUUUACAUAAAGUUGUUUAAACUUGUGUUUGUAUAUGAUGAAUAAAAUCUUAGCCACUGUC